Molecule: messenger RNA, 277 nt
Organism: Geodia barretti
Lineage: Eukaryota; Metazoa; Porifera; Demospongiae; Tetractinellida; Geodiidae
Source: the annotation of a GenBank genome assembly
CGGUGAAUCUUCUUUCCCGGUCGAAGGGAUGGUUUGGCGAGAGUGGCAGGGGUGAAACAGGAGAAAGAAACAAGCGGUAUGGGUGUGGGACCACGCGCGUCUGUGGAUUGGAAGCAAUUGUUGAUCUCCGUCGUCCAGCUGGACCGAUGGUGGUUAGACAGUAUAGGAAGCACAGUUACUCUCACUGUGAUUCUUCAGCUCGUGUAACUGAACGAUUCCACUGCAGGCUGGACAGCGGAGGAGGAGUGCGCCCACAACCUUCAGGGUGACGUCUGAU